This is a messenger RNA of Rhipicephalus sanguineus (brown dog tick), 6863 nucleotides long. RefSeq names its product protein GUCD1. Bases 237 to 947 code for a protein of 236 amino acids. The transcript has a single exon. The record is from RefSeq and is a predicted model, not a curated record. Lineage: Eukaryota; Metazoa; Arthropoda; Arachnida; Ixodida; Ixodidae.
UACAGGAAAAAUCAAAUGGUGGGGCAGGCAGCGCUGUGAGAACGCGAGGAACGUGAUGCUGCAUCGAAGAGAGCUCAUUUCUCCUCGAAAUCGGGCCGCUCGGCUCUUCUAAGAAAAAAGGGCGCCGUUGCGGUGAUGGCGUUGCGCACUCAAAGGAAACAGAGCUAGGAUAACAAGGAACGAGCUUUUCAGCGUCAACAAGGAGAUACUCCUCCGAAACAACGAAGACCACCACAAUGGACCAGACUCCGGUGUCGUGCGCUCCCGAUUCGGUCGAAAUCCAGCUCCCUCACGUCGAGCAAAGUCUGUCUUGGGACUGCGGCCUGUCGUGCGUAGCGAUGGUUCUAUCGCCCGAACAGCGCAGUGACCUGCUUCUCAACAGGGAUCAGAUAGGCCGCGAGGAAGGGUAUCACCAGAGCACCUGGACCAUCGACCUGUGCUACCUGCUUCGGCGGUUCGGCAUCGACCACGUAUACGCCACGGUGACCCUGGGAGUGAACCCCAUGUUCCAGAAGGAGUGCUACUACAAGAAGUCCCUACAGUGGGACUUCCAGAGGGUCGAAGACCGCUUCCGCGACGCCGCGUCGCACGGGCUCACGGUUUGCCAGAGGUCCACCACGGUCGCCGAGCUACUGGAUCACCUUGGCCGCGGCGGACCAAUCAUCGUUCUUGUCGACCACGGUCAACUGCACUGCGAUUCGUGUCAGAAAAACAAAGUCGUCGCUAAGAUGGCUGGAGUAUUCGCGCGCUACGCGCCGUACCAGGGACACUACAUCGUCUUGUGCGGAUACAAGCUCAAGGAGAGAAAAUUCCUCUACCGGAAUCCGUCGAAAAGCGAUCGUCUGUGCAGCGUCACCUUCGAAACCUUGGACAGGGCUCGCAAGCGCCUGGGUACUGACGAAGACGUCAUAUUCGUCAACGCCGUCUCGGAAGAUGUUCGCUCGUAGAAGAAACGACCAUGAAAUGGAGUAUUUGGGGAGUUUUUAGCGCAACGCAGACGGUGUCGGCGUAGGUCAUGACGUAGAGGUGUGAAGCUGCGUUGGUGGCGCCGUCUUGCAACUCGGUGGUUAACUGAAAAGCGUAAGCGCUCGUAAUCAACUGUAUUCCACGAGCCUCACAGCCUAAAUAGACGAGUAGCAAAAACUGCAAGGCAGCUUACUUGCACAACAGAAAUUCAUGUACAAUGGCGGUGCCUCCCGUCCUCGCCACAAUAUUUGCGUGCAGUGUAGCGUUUCCAAUGUUUGGCCAUUGCUGAUCUAGAGGGGUGCAUCCCCAUCCCUCACUGUGCAUUCAUGCACAAUGGAGGCGCCGUCAUUGUAUGUGAAUUUCUCUCUUGCAAGUCAGCUGCCUUGUAGUUUUCGCAACUUGUCUAUGGCAGCAACAUAAUCGUCGCAAAGAAAAUAUUAAAGAGAGUUGUCCGAGACAAGAAUUCUCUAAGCACAUAGCUUUGCAAGGUGCCACCAUCAGCUUUUCAUCUCCUAAAUGCACAUUCCACUUACAAGCAUGACAUUGCUUCUCAGUUGCACUAAAACACUGUUGUUGACAUGGAAGAGCUUAAGACAGGCAGCAUUUAUUAAUGGCAUUGAGGAGCCUAAUGCCAUUGACCUCUCCUACAUGACCUGUGUAAAAUGCAGUUGAGAGAGUGAAGGUUACAAGCUGUGGGCCUUUUACCAUGUGCUGAUAAAGCCACAGCUACACUUAGUUCCUUUUUUUGAGUGAUUCGAGCAUGCAUUGUACACGAAUCACCAGCUUGUUCCAGUGAAUGUGCAAACAUUGGUGCAAUGCAAUAUAUUAGUUAUACACGAUGCAAUGUUAUCCAAGUGUGUUCGUAAUUGUGCCUGUUCUGUGUGGUCUACCUAACCGAAGACCAUGAGAAUAGUAAUCGACUUAAUUCUCAAACCUGUUAAUUUACGGGUGUCUUAUAUGGGGAAGGUGCUCAUUUUUACUGCCACCUGUUUAUUGCUCAGCUCGAAUAAUCGAAAACUCUGUUGUUUUUAGUUAGUGUAGCAGGAUCCAAAUUGUGAGGAUGUGCAGAAACCAGCUGGUUUAACAAGGCAGCUGUUUUAGAAGUAGACAAGGAGCCUGAUAAUAUGCUCGCGUUAUGUUGCAUGUGUCCGCCCAUGUUCUGAAGAGUUACUAUAUGUGAUCUCAUUGUGCCAAUGGGUGCUUCUAAUGCCCUCUUUGCAAUAUUGUUGUUUUUAUUGUCUGAUUGCUUUGUUCAUGUGUUGAAGGGUCAUUGACAGGUAGUUUAUAGGUACCAUAAAAUAUUGUGAAAGGAACUGAGGGAAUUGAAUUCCACUAUGUUAAAGGAUUGUGUUUCUGUUGUGUUUUACCAAUGCAAGCCAGCAUGUUUGGUGCUGCUAUGUGAUCUUUGUAAUCAAAUUAAACACAAACCUUCUAGUAAGGUUGAAUAGCAUAGCCGGGCGACUUGGCACUAUGCCUGAAUUCCUUGUGUGAGCCAUCCUUCAAUUAUCUUUCACGAACGAUAGUCGUGCCUGAACUCGCAUCUGAAGAAGAGACCACACACGUUCGUGACUGACAAGUGGCAUCCGUAUAUAGUUGUCUUAAGUAUUCCUUUUCUUCAGCCAUGGUGCAUCUUUUCAGUUAGGUGUUUUUUUCUUGUUUUUAUUAGCGUGUUUGUCCUGCAAAAAGCAGAUCAUUGCUUGCAUCAGAAAACACUUCGCCUUUUUGUUCCUCUUGUGUAUCUAUGCCUCCGCUGUCUGUGCCUAAUGUUUGAAGCCGAUAAUCCUACAAUCGUUGUGUCUGCCAUGAUGUUGUAUGCAUGCUCCAUACGUCGUCGCAUACUCCUUUAGUAAGACCAGUUGAUGUCGUGCCAAACGUACAUUGUAAACAUGCCGCUUGUUGUUGCAGCCUCGUACGACUCGUAGUGCAGUGCAUGUUCUGGGGGCAUCUUGCAUGCCUAGCAUUACAGGACUUGUAACAUUGUUGCAUGUUUUUGUCAUAUACUCCUGUUAUAACACGGCAUUUGCCAUUAGCAAAACCUACUAUCUGUGAUUGUUGGUUGUGCCAGAGUAGCUUAUGAUAACAUUACCUCAAGGUAGUACAUUCUUGCGGGAGAAAAACUCGUCUUCGGUGCUUGCCCGUUGCUACACCCAACCUAAAACUCUGCAGUUUUACACACGUCUACCGCUUCAAACAACAAAGAGCUAGUCACGUGCCCAAACUGUAAGUCAGUUCUAGGUCGAGAAUGCAGCGGCGGAUUCCACACAAAGUGGACGUGCGUUCGUAUGCCAGGGAAUCGCGUUGUUUGGUUCGUCUCAGUUUUCAUGGCCCCAUUUUUUGCCUUGCUCAAGCGCUGCCACACAAUGCAGGUGUUGUUUCCGAGAUGCGAAGAAUGCGCCUUUAUGUAAAAAGAUUAGUUGCGCUUUUGUUAUAUACUUUACAGACUUUAUCGGUGAUGACUAAGGGAGCUGGGUCUGCAUGUCUCACUUGUUGAAAUGUCACUUUUUCCUGUUGUCUGUGCAGCCUGCCAUGUUGAGCACUAACAAACCCUCCCAGCUUGCGACCUCUCAUACAGGUUCUCUGGAACCUUGAUUACGUCAAAAGUUUUAAUCUCAGAAUUAACCUAAUCUCUAAUAUACUAUAACCGGUUACAACCUAAGAAAAAUGUCGGCUCCGCCCACAGCCACUGCUGUCCUUCCCACAGAGAAUUUGCAUAAAUGCUCCAUCCAAUAGCGCUUGCUCAUUUGCAUGGAGUCAAGUGCUUAGAGUGUUACAGGUAGUUGACUUUCCCAUAUAGACACAUGUUUGUGUUGCUGGUUUUAGGUUGGAAAACGCGAACGUCAUAGUAAAUUCAAUUGGGGAUCCUGAGAUCGCUGCUCAGCCAAAAGUAAUGUUUUAGGUAGUAACGACGAACCUUUAACUCUUAAUAUGUGUAGUAUUUACAUUAGCUGAGAAAAAUUACUCACGGUUUAAGCGGAAACCAGCUAGCACGACUCUUUUCACAGGUGAAUGGCAGGCGCUCUAGUUUUGUGGGCGGUGCCUACAUUUUUGCUCAGGUUGUGACCGAGUAUAACCUCUUUGAAGAAUUCCCCUAAUAAUGUGCAUGUGUUCUUGCUGAAAGCCAUUAUCUUUAUGCUGGCCGAUUUUUGCUGUUCUUGCAUGGAAAUUCACAACUGUGGCAUGUUGAGUUAUUGGGCUGCUUCUCCAUCAUACCUGCAUGGCCUCGAGGGAAAACUGCUUUCUGGCAGCUCUUUGAAUUCUUGAUUUGCCACUGGCUGUGGACAUCCACACUUCUCUCCUAAUGAACAUCUAUAAGGGACAGCAGGCUGUGUCGUAACAGCACUGUCCGAUAUUGAGCGUGAUGCAUUUAUUGCGGCGCAUCCAACUAGCAUGUGCUCCAGUAACUCUGAACCACUUGUAUUUCCCGAGAAAAAUUUUUCAUCCUUAACUGUACAGUCCAAUUCAACACAGCUUUCAAACACUUCGUCACCAUCACAGCAUCCAUCAUGACAUAGCAUUUUCUCAUGAAACUUCUCAAAAAUUGCAUGCCAGUGACAUUGGGCAAUGCUCUUAACAUCAUCGGCAUCCCAUUUUUAAAGAAAAAGCUACAUGAAAACACUCUCGCAACAGAUACUUUUGACAGUGACAUGACAGCGUUUGACGGCUGUGGGCAUGAUGGAUAUGCAUGUCGCAUUAUGGCUCUGGCAGAGUAGGCGUGCCUGUGCUACAAACGUUCUGAAGCAGGCAGUCUUGUUAGCAAAUGGCCAUACCAGUUGGGAUUCAAACUCGUUGAAUUUUUAGAAUUAGAAGCAGGUGUGGUUGUGCGUAGUAUCUGUAGAUUAUGGAUGCCUCAAUCGGUACAACCGAUUAUGACAAAAAUCUCACGAAUUCCAGGCCUACAAAAGCCUGCAUUUAUUGGCCUCCAUGUAUUUCCAAUCUACAUCUAUCUAUUUAGAUCUAGGUGCAUGUUAAACAACUUCUGGUGGCUACAGUCUAAAGCCCAUAUGAUAACCCCUUUUAACCCCCCGUGCAGGGGGCCUAUACAGAAUCAUAGAAUAUGAAAUACUAUUCAGUGUUAAUCCUCCUUGAUUGGCCAUCUCAAAAUACGUCGGCGCCCCCACGUGGGCAGCGCUGGUGGUGCAAACCGUGACGACACAGAACUGAAUAAUGUGCCAUAUUCCGUGGUACAGUUGAGACCCUCAGACUUGCAGCAUUUAAAAUCCUAUUGAUGUAGAUCGCUAGCAGGGGCUCGGCCUGUAAAGCGCACAAUGAUAACGUGUUGCUACCUGCUAACCUACCUUUCUAGCAUACUAGUAAACCAUUGAUUUGCGAGCAAUUUAUGCACUAGUAUUGGAUGUAUCUCUGCGGUGGACAUUCUUAAUCAUCUAUCCUCUCGGCGCAGAUUGUGAGAUCAUUUCCGCAAUUACGAAACCCCUGGAAUUGGGGAUCAUUCUGUUACCUGCCAUAGUUGCUUAGUCACCACAGUGUUCUGCAGCCAAGCGCAUGUUCGAGGGUUCGAUUCCCGACUGCGGCAGCUAGGUUUCGUUGCAAGCUGAAACACUAGUGUGAAUAGAUUUAGGUGGUACCGAAGUGUCGAACGUUAAUCUGAAACCCUCCAUCACAGUGUCUCUGAUAACUACAGUAUUACUUUCGGACAUUACGCAUGUGAAUCGAUGCAUGUGGUUUGUAUUCAACUACAAAUUGAGUGUAAAAGCAUCAAAAACAUUUCGUGUUCAUGUUGACGACUGAUUGAGUGUCUUAGGCAAAGCAGUGAAAAGCUAUCGCAUCAGCACAGAUACUUAUAGUGCAUGUGCUAUGACACAACGUCAUAGCCCUCAUCUAAGAUUGCACGCCAAUUCACUUUUCCCGCUUUGAGUACUACUUGUGAAGCGCCAAAAUGUUUUCGUUAGACAAUCACUGAAACCAUGCAAGUGAAACUUGCUGCAUUUAGAAGGAAACCUCAACUGUUUGAAUGGAAUGUUUUUGUUCAUGCUCUGUAAUGUUUACCACAUGAAAAUAUCCUAAUGAAAAAAAUGAAAUUGAGGCAUAAAGUUUUGCAAUAGUCCACAAACUAAUGACAACUCUGCAAACUGCAUAUCUUGGCAUGCAAAAGAUGGAUGGAUGGAAAAACUUUAUUACAGUCCGGAAUGUGCUCUGGCAAAAUGUUUUUUUUUUUUUUUCUAACUAAAGGUGUUCUGCUCUUCAACUAUUUAUCAUCAACUAAAAGUUUCAUCACAUCUCAAAACUUUAUGCUGCACGUGUACUAUGGUCAACCGUUGUACGAAUUUUAGCAUCUAGCCCAGGACACAACAAAAAAACAGCAUAAAAAUACAACAAAGACAGUGCCAGUUUUGGCUGUAUUUUCACGCCAUCCUUGUUUUUCGUCCCGCGCUAGAUGCUGAAAUUGAAUAUACCAACAUGCUUAAACUUGGUAUUUCAUGUUGCACUAAUGUGUAUACAUUUCUUAUCAGUUAUGUUUAAGUAAAUGUUUUUUUUUGUUGGUCUUAUUGGUUCGGUGCGACAUUUCCUGAUUAAAUGCUCUGUACAAUGGCUACAUUUCAACAUUCAAUUACGCAUUACAUAAAUGUGUAUGCAGAGCAACGAUCUUGCUUUCAUGUUUUUAAUUUCAUGUUGGCUUGAGAGCGUGGCAUUUCCUUGUGAUACGUGCGUUCUUGCCAAAUAAGGAGCAACAUUUUUCGAUUAACACAGAGGCAACCAGAACUGAGAAUGCAUUUUUUUAUUUCCACGAUACAAGAAAUGCAGUGUUUUGCACGUUGGUGACAUAUUUACAUCCGACAAAAAAAAAGUGCUCGAAGUUGAAAAUGUACCACCCCUUUCUUUCAUUCUCCAUCUGGUGUUAUUACAAAAAUAAAUAGGAUUCUUCUCCGACGCGAAAGACU